This is a messenger RNA of Bolinopsis microptera, 920 nucleotides long. RefSeq names its product lysosomal thioesterase PPT2-A-like. The transcript is spliced from 9 exons. Gene Ontology annotation, molecular function: thiolester hydrolase activity. Lineage: Eukaryota; Metazoa; Ctenophora; Tentaculata; Lobata; Bolinopsidae. The record is from RefSeq and is a predicted model, not a curated record. Gene Ontology annotation, cellular component: lysosome. Bases 24 to 920 code for a protein of 298 amino acids.
CAGAUUAUCUUUAGACCCUAAACAUGGCUAUAGACGGGAUGUGGCACAUUGUCCCGCUAUUACUAUUAACUCUAUGGAUAUGCCUGGGAGAAAACGUGACGGUGUCAGGCCAAACAACUGCAGCAAACCCUGUUCUUCUCUUUCAUGGUCUGAUGGACAAUCAUAAAACUAUGGAGUACAUGGCAUUUAAGAUAAAGAAAGAUUUCCCUGGCACAUACACUCACUCUAUCAAGCUUUAUCCGGACGACUAUAGCUUGAUUUCACUAAAAGUUCAAUCUGAGAGUCUUGUGAAGUACAUAAAGAAUCUUCAUAUCGAGGGACCUAUCACUUUUAUCGGGCACAGUAUGGGAGCGUUGUCCGGUAGAAAUGUGAUACAGAACUGGGAUGAUCACAACAUUACAACGUUCAUCUCAUUAGCAGGACCUCAUAUGGGGGUCAGCAAAGUACCACCGAUUAAUGGCAUAGCUGGCGGUUACGAGAAUUUUAUCAACGACACUUUAGCUUACAUGUGCUAUAACGCGGGGGGACAAGAGUUUUCUCUAUGUAAUUUUUGGAAUGACCCAACCAAACAAGCGAUGUACAAGAAACGAAACAAGUUUUUAUCGUCAUCGUUGUGUCAAACUCAGAGGAAGAAAUGCCCAGGACAAUCAGACAACCUAAAAAAGCUUCAAAAGAUGGUCUUAAUAGGAGGUCCUCAGGAUGGCACGGUGUUCCCUUUCGAAUCGACUUUAUUUGGGUAUUACGAUAACGAGUGGAACAUAGUUCCCAGAAGGGAUCAGUCGUUCUACAAAGAUUUGGGAUUGAAAAAGAUGGACAAGAACAAUCGCAUAGUAGAAUGCAUCAAGGAAAGUGUAGAACACGUACAGUUCGUAUUUAACGACGACGUUUACAACGAUUGUGUGAGGCCACACAUUGUCUGA